UUAAAUAUCCCUGGCUCCCGAGCUGCGCCUGCAGAACUAUAUAAAGUGGCCUCGGCCGCGUCGGGCUGCAGAGCGAGAGCCAGCGGCGAUGAAAGGCGGCCGGAGGCGCAAAAGGCGAAGGCGAGGAAGGCCACGGAGGGCCCGAGGAGGAGGAGGAGGAGAAGCCGAAGGCGCCUAAGCCGUGCUCGGGGCUCUUCCAGGCCGGGCUCGCUGCCCCAUGGCGGAGGUGGGUCUCCCCGGGGGGCCCUUGGCGGGCGCCUCGUCCUCGUCGUCGUCCUCGCCGGACUGGGACCCUCUGCCGGGCUUCUCGGCCUCGUUGGCGGGCGAGGCUCCGGCGCUGCUGCUGAGCGAGCGCCUGGGGCAGAUCGAGGGGCGUCUGCAGCGGGGCUCGCCCACCGACUUCGCCCACCUCAAGGGCAUCCUCCGACGGAGGCAGCUCUACUGCCGCACCGGCUUCCACCUGGAGCUCUUCCCCAACGGCACCGUCCACGGAACACGUCAGGACCACGGGCGCUUCGGGAUUUUGGAGUUCAUUAGUUUGGCCGUGGGACUGGUCAGCAUCCGAGGAGUGGACUCCGGGCUCUACCUGGGCAUGAACGACCGAGGGGAGCUCUACGGAUCGAAGAAGCUGACCAGGGAGUGCGUCUUCCGGGAGCAGUUCGAGGAGAAUUGGUACAACACUUACGCCUCGACGCUGUACAAACAUUCGGACUCCGAGCGGCAAUAUUACGUGGCCUUGAACCGGGACGGAUCCCCCCGAGAAGGAUACAGGACUAAGCGGCACCAGAAGUUCACCCACUUCUUGCCCCGACCAGUAGACCCCAGUAAGAUGCCCGCCAUGUAUAGGGACCUUUACCACUAUAGGUGAUCCAGCCUCUGCAGUUUGGGUUUCUUGUGUGUGUGUAUACAUAUCUAUAUAUAUAGGGAAACAGAAGGAAGCUUUCGAGGCUCCUUGCCAAACGGAGAAGGACCUGCCAUGACUUUCUCCGUCUUGAAGGCAACUUUGUUCACAUCAGAGUGACUUCUUUGCGGCUGGAGAUGGAUGCGGGUCUUGGAAGGAAAAGAAAUGCUCAAAGAUACUUUUUUUUUGGAGCGGAAAUGGAUGCAGAACCUGAAAGGAAAAAUAAGCAAAUCCAAGUUCCUUCUUUGGGGUGGAGAUGGAUACUAGGCUUCUUUAUCCAGUGAGUGAGGAAAAGGACCAAACAAGCCCUUAUUGUGUUCCGAAAUGACUAUUACCACUAGCAUCAAUCGCCAGACAUACAAUUGAGACAAAAGGUGGAAACAUUGGCAUAUUUUGAGGGAAAGACUUUGGAUGGAUUGGGUUUGCUCUUUGGAUGUAUCCAAGUGGAGUUCUUCUUACUGGAUGAAACAUCCUGAUGUGUCCGAAUGGACUUCUUCUAAAAAUCCUGAUGUAUCCAAGUUCAUUUUGAAUCGUGAUCCUGAUGAAUUUAUCAAAACAGAAAACUUCUUGCUGGAUGAAACAUCCUGAUGCAUCCAAAUGGACUUCUUCUAAAAAUCCUGACAUAUUCAAGUCCAUUUUAAAUUGUGAUUCUAAUGGAUUUAUCCAAAUGGACCUGCUGGGUGACAUAUCCUGAUGCAUCCAAAUGGACUACUUCUUGUUGGAUGAAAUAUCCUGAUGACUCCAAUUGGACCUCUCUUAAAAAUCCUGAUGCAUUCAAGUCCAUUUUAAAUCGUGAUUCUGAUGGAUUUAUCCGAACGGACCUGCUGGGCGACAUAUCCUGAUGCAUCCAAAUAGACUUCUUCUAAAAAUCCUGAUGUAGUCAAGUCCUUUUUAAAUCGUGAUCCUGAUGGAUUUAUCAAAACGGACCUGCUGGGCGACAUAUCCUGAUGCAUCUAAAUGGACUACUUCUUGUUGGAUGAAACAUCCUGAUGUAUCCAAUUGGACGUCUUCUAAAAAUCCUGAUGUCUUCAGGUUCAUUUUAAAUCGUGAUUCUGAUGGAUUUAUCCGAACGGACCUGCUGGGUGAGAUAUCCUGAUGCAUCCAAAUGGACUUCUUCUAAAAAUCCUGAGAUAUUCAAGUCCAUUUUAAAUCAUGAUUCUGAUGGAUUUAUCCGAACGGACCUGCUGGGCGACAUAUUCUGAUGCAUCUAAAUGGACUUUUAAAAAUCCUGACACAUUCAAGUCCAUUUUAAAUCAUGAUUCUGAUGGAUUUAUCCAAACGGACCUGCUGGGUGACAUAUCGUGAUGCAUCCAAAUGGACUACUUCUUGUUGGAUGAAACAUUCUGAUGUGUCCAAAUGGACUUCUUCUAAAAAUCCUGACGUAGUCAAGUCCAUUUUAAAUUGUAAUUCUGAUGGAUUUAUCCAAACGGACCUGCUGGGCGACAUAUCCUGAUGCAUCCAAAUGGACUUUUAAAAAUCUUGACACAUUCAAUUCCAUUUUAAACCGUAAUCCUGAUGGAUUUAUUCAAACCGACUUGCUGGGCGACAUCUCCUGAUGCAUCCAAAUAGACUUCUUCUAAAAUCCUGACAUAUUCAAGUCCAUUUUAAAUCAUGAUUCUGAUGGAUUUAUCCGAACGGACCUGCUGGGUGACAUAUUCUGAUGCAUCCAAAUGGACUUUUAAAAAUCCUGACACAUUCAAUUCCAUUUUAAAUUGUGAUCCUGAUGGAUUUAUCCAAACCGACUUGCUGGGCGACAUCUCCUGAUGCAUCCAAAUGGACUUCUUCUUGCUGGAUGAGACAUCCCGAUGUACCCAAAUGGGCACCUCCAACUUCUAGACUUUUUUUAAGGACAAACAACCAGUGGAUUCAAAUGGAAUUGGAUAUCUGGAUUUCUUCGGAAUUGGGACAUCUGGACUUCUUCGGAACUGAAGGAUGAAUGUGCUUUUGCGUGUCCCUUUUGUGCGGUUUUCCGACCUUUUGGGAAACUAAACGCAAAGGAAAGGCUGCGACAGGGGAUCAAGCGCCCCCGAUGUAAACGUGGCCCUGUCUCUGAGGACAAACUCUAUUUAUAAAGUGUAUAUGGGUAUUUAUUUUAUAUAUUUAUUUAUUUCAGGGAAAGAAAUAAUAAUUAUUUUAUUUUUUAAACAAAGGAAAUAAGAGAAAGAUUAUGGCCUAACGUUCGCCUCCUGAAAGGGAGGAGCGGGUGGGAGUAUGUGGGGAAUGAAGUUUGGAGAGCUUAACCAGCAAUAAAAUGGUCUUUAUAUCUAUCUAUCUA
Messenger RNA from Anolis carolinensis (green anole), 3176 nucleotides. It is a transcript of the gene fgf16, whose product is annotated as fibroblast growth factor 16. Gene Ontology annotation, cellular component: cytoplasm. The record is from RefSeq and is a predicted model, not a curated record. Lineage: Eukaryota; Metazoa; Chordata; Lepidosauria; Squamata; Anolidae. The transcript has 3 exons. Gene Ontology annotation, biological process: animal organ morphogenesis; cell differentiation; positive regulation of protein phosphorylation. Gene Ontology annotation, molecular function: fibroblast growth factor receptor binding; growth factor activity. Bases 218 to 868 code for a protein of 216 amino acids.